This is a messenger RNA of Leishmania braziliensis MHOM/BR/75/M2904, 2418 nucleotides long. RefSeq lists its product as hypothetical. The record is from RefSeq and is a predicted model, not a curated record. The transcript has a single exon. Bases 1 to 2418 code for a protein of 805 amino acids. NCBI's taxonomy places the organism in Eukaryota, Euglenozoa, Kinetoplastea, Trypanosomatida, Trypanosomatidae.
AUGUCACAGAGCUUAAAGAAAAGUUCGCCGGGGAGUUGCUCGCCGGCGGAAUGCUACGCCAGCCCAAUGAACAUGGAGGAGCCGGAUAUGGCGAAGCUGGAGCGGGCAGAGGAAGAGUCGAUAGCGAAGAUGCGCAGCCUCAGCAGCGCGGACGUCCAGCGACUGCGGAGCCUCACCCCGGAGAAUAUCAGGGAGAUGGACUCGUACCUCCAGGAUGCAGUUGAUGCAUUUUUUGCCAAUCGAAUCAGUGACUGUGAGGCAACGCUACGGAAGCGCAUGAAUGAAGACCCUCUGGCAGUGUGCGGAGCUGGACUCAUUGCAUUUGUGCGUUGCUGCCUCUCGAUGGAGCAGACACAGGCAGACAUAGCACUGGAGCUCCUCACCAAGUCCAGCGCACUCGCCACACAGGUGCUGCCUAGCGAGAUGAGCAUGAUAUCCAGCGGUUUCUCCAAGGUGUUUCAGCGCAAGAAAGACCCGAAAAGCAACUGGCUCAGCCCCGCGGAGUUCCGCGCAAAGAUGACGCAAGCGGAGAGCCAAGCCCUGCGCUGCUUUGCUCUUGUGCUCCAGCAGUCUGUCUCAUCACUCUUGAAGGCUGGCCUAGCGCUGAACCGUGCGAGCAGCAGCUACAAGUCUCUCUACGCGGAACUAGAGCAGCGCUACAAGGACAAGUAUAGAAACAACGAGGCCGCCAUGGCUCCCCACGACAAGCACGCAGCGCCAAAAGAAGGAGACGAUAAAGUUAAGUCGCCGGUGGGGUCGCUAGGCGGACUCACAGAAAAGGACGUCUCCCUUGAAGAAACGGCUGCGCUGGAGACACUCGGCCUUGACCGCAACUCGGUGCACUCCGUCGAGUUUGGUAUCGGAGCCAUCAGCCUCGCACUUUCCAUUCUGCCAGCCAACGUCCGAGCGCUGCUCCGCUUCAUCGGCGCCGACAGCAACCGUCAGGAAGGACUGAAGCUCGUGCGACGGUGUUUCAAGAGCGACACGCUUCUGUCGCCCUUCGCCAGCGCCCUGCUGCUUGCACUGUACGGCAUGCUGCCAGCGUCCUCGGCAUUUUUGGUUGAUUCCUACCUGCCUGUGGUGCAGGAAGUACGCAUGGAGGCGAUGCAAAAGGAGAACGUGCGUGAGUCUAUUCUGCACCUCUGGCUCGACGGCCGUAUUGAGCGACUGACGCGCUGCGUAGAGGUGAGCAUUGUCAAACUGAACCACUGUCUCGAUGUUGCCAGCCACCCGCAACUGCUGACCGCCAUGCCGCAGCUCCGCGACUUUGUCCUCUACGAUCAAUGGUUCAACUACGCCAUCAUGAACCAGUGGAAGCGUGCGAGCCGAUGUCUCGAGCUCCUCUCCAAGACGUCCAAGUGGGCGAAUGCCGUGUACCAGUACGUGCAGGCGUGCUGUCUUGAGAUGCUCGAGAUUGAAUGGGCAGAGGGAAUCCAGAACCCCGGCGGGGAGGAGGACUUCUUGCUGGAGGAUCUACACCGCAUUGUGGGCACGAGCAAAAUGAAGGAGCUGAAGUUGACCUUCUGCAACGUGUCAACACGAGAGGCCAUCGCUGAGACCAUCACCCGGCUCUACUGGGAAGCAGCGCAGCGCAAGCCUGUCACGCUCGGUGGGAAGCCAAACCACAACGACCAGUUUGUGCUGAAGCGGAUGGAGGAAAUUCUGGGGCACCACGGCAUUACCGCAUCCACCAUACUGGGAAAAAAGAAACUAGGCGAGCCGCUUGAGCCUGUACCAAAAGGGUUUGUCCUUCGUAAUAUUAUACCGCUCCCAGUGUAUGAGAUGUGCCUGAUUGCCGGCAUCGCCCAUCAGUAUCCGGCGGUGCGCAAGGACAAGAUAGUGACCCUGAUCAACGCAUACCUCUUACGGGAGCCGGUGCAGCGCCCCACUCCGCUCGCUGACUAUGUGGAUUCCUUGCGGGAACGCUGCAAGAGUGAGGCGGCCUCGGCGUCACUGGCUACCCCCACUAACACGGCAUCAAAAGCGUCACCCGUGCCGAGCGGGCCUACCUCCUCUGCUGCAUCACCAACCUCGGGCAAAUCCAGCACCUUUCUCCCCGCGAACUACCGGGUGUUAUGCCUAUGUGUUUACAAGUCGAUGCUGCUAGCAAACAGUGAGUCGAAGGAGGACCGGAAAUCCGCCUUGGAGGUGAUCAAGGCGAUUCAAGACACUCCACAGUACAAGGAUCGCCAGUGGAGCCUCUCUUACGCACAGGCCUUUACACUAUACGACAAAGCUUACAUCGUGUACCGCGAUGAAAGUCACGAGGAGGCUGAAUCUAUCAUGAACGAGCUGCACAAGCAGUACGACUCCGCCCAUUACUUCAUGCACGCGAAGAUGGACCUGAGGGCGCAUCUCGCCUCAUAUCACCUGCAAGAGGAGCGACAGGCUCGGGCUCCGAAGCACACGAAGAAGUAA